GAGCAAAGGAAUAUAACUGUUAUGCCUUGAAGUCUAAAUUAGUACUUCUCUUCUUUUUUUGGCUUUAAUAUUACAUAUGAAAGCUUGGACACGUAAAAUAAACCUAAAAGGCGAACAAGACAGGGCAACACCACCUCAUCUUCUCAUCUUACUUAAUUUACUACACAUAUAAGUUCUACAUUUACUCCAAUUUACAGUGUUCUGAGUUCUUUUUAACUUAUUUAAGAUACAGAACAAAAAAUCACUAUGAAUUGGAAAAUAUUCUUACAGGAAGGAAAUUUCUAACUUUUGUCCUUGGAACUCUGACUUGUAGGGAAACAUUUUUCUUUUUAAUUUUGGAUAGCAACAUUUACAGUUCUUGUGGUAAAUUAAAUAAAAACAGAAUUGUAGAUAUGACUUAAGCAAAAAAAAGGAGAAAAAUUCACAUUAUGCAGCCUGUCUCUUUUGUCACUAUCCCGUUUUUGUUUGUAAAAACAGAAAAGAAUCACAUAAAAAUAAAUAAAAGCCAGAGAGACAAACCAUAACAAUUGUAGUAUUAUGAGAAACUGAAGAUCAACAUUACAAUAAGUUGAGUCAAUGAAUCUUGGUAUUAAAGUACAAAGUAGAAUUAAGUAGCCUCCUUUCUAAAUGUUUUAUUCUUAUUCAUAUAUUGUUUCAUAUAUUUUCCCCAUGUAUUCCAGUGCUUGGAAAUAAGUUUAUAUUUAAAUUUCUUUCAAUUCACACAAGCUUGGCAUUUUAGCCUCUACGCAUAAAUAGAACAAAUACACAUCCUACAACUAAUCGUGCACUAAGAAUUAUAUUUUGUUGUUUUUUAUGACAAAAACAACAUAAAACAGUUCUAAAAAUUGGAGGGUAGAUGAUAGAAAGGGUUUGUGAACUAUUGUUUAAAAGAGCUUUUGGGUAAUGGACAUUUCAUAACAUCUGGCCUGAAGCAGUCACUAACCCUUUAGAACAAUCCUGAUAUCCUGAUUUCCUCCAGUGAUCAAUCAGGGGUCUUGUGACUGCUUCACUACUCCCCUCUGAUUGGGAAUACUUAGUCUUCUGAUUCGGCUUUGGUCCAGUAAAAAAAGAGGACAGAUAAGAUAAAGGCAGGUAUUGCACAUUCUCCUCGAUGCAUGCAUGUUGGAACAUUUGCUUCAGGAACAAAAAUAGAAAUCCUGACUGACUCUGCAGGUAUCAUCUGUCUUUUUUGGUGGCACUAGUGUUCGACUUUCUCCAGGUUCUUGCUUUUAUAUGAAAAUCUUCAAGACACAGAGGAGGACUUUUGCUUCCACAACAAAAAUGUCUGUUUUCUUUGAGCUUCUGAUGCUGAUGCUGGUGGUAACCCCCAGUGGAGCUUUGCAGCACAUCAAAUUCCCAGACAUUAAAAGAGAUGACAGAAAUAUUUUCUUAACCAUGGCGUGGCAAGUGGCCAACCACCUGCGCCCGAACUCCAGCUGCUACGUCUGCGGCCUGAUUCCCUACACAGCUGGCGAGGGUUUACCUCUCAUGGUCCUGCCCGCCUCGGACUGCGACACGUGCCACCUGAUGCAUGUUCACCUGCCCAGUUCCUAUUCUCACCCCGACUGCCCAAGUUUGAAAAUGAGACCGCUUGACUGUGCGAAAGAACAUGGAAACUGCAACAGAUGUCUCCAAACCCCCAAACCAGUUCCCAUCCUUGUCCUCCCUCAGAAGUUCACUUGGUGUUUGGAGAACAAUGGCCACAUUCCAGUGGGACAAUCGGACUGCCUUCGCACGUUUAAGUGGGGCUCAGGACAGAGGGAAACUGACUGGAAAGCUUUUAACGCCGCCCCCCAUCAGUGUCUGGGUGCAGCAGGAGCGACUCGCAUGAAUGCUUUAGCCUACCGCACAGCCACCUGCUCCAUCUCCUCUCCUGUUGGCAUGUACUGGGUGUGUGGGACCCUCGCUUACCCCUAUCUUCCGGUGGACUACAAUGGACGCUGCGGGUUGGGAUACGUGGUCCCAGCAAUGAGGGUGACGCGCUACAUGCCGCAGAAAACUUUUCUCAAGCGACCACGACGUGGAAUUUCCGAUUUUCUCGGAACACACAAUCAGUCGCCUUUUAAAAAUGCACUUGGCACACUUCUCCCUUUUUACGGAGUCAUGUCUUCUUUAGAUCAGAUUGCUGAUCUGUCCAAGGCUAUAGAAGUGAUAGCUAAUGAAACUGGUAAGGCCCUCAUACUCAUGUCGAAUGAGCUCGCAUCUGUAAGACUUCUGGCUUUACAAAACCGAGCCGCCCUAGACUUUCUUUUAGCUGCCCAGGGAGGAACUUGUGCCAUCAUCGGAUCUGAAUGCUGCACUUUUGUUCCUGAUUACAACAUCACAAUCCAUGAAAUAGUCAACCACCUUCAAGAAACAGCAAAAUCCGUCCAUCAGGAUGGAAGCUCGAUGUUUGACUUUUUAAAACAAGCCUUAAAAUCCCUCAGCCAUAAUGCCAUUCAGAUACUUCUUGUUGUGGUUGCUUGUAUUGUCGUGUUGUCGCUCUUUGUGUCAUGUAUGAAAAAAUUCUUGUGCGUUUAAAGGAAAAGCAUAAUAAAAUUCUCACUGUCUUGUGAAACAAA
Xiphophorus maculatus (southern platyfish) is the source of this 2561-nucleotide messenger RNA. RefSeq names its product endogenous retrovirus group 3 member 1 Env polyprotein-like. Lineage: Eukaryota; Metazoa; Chordata; Actinopteri; Cyprinodontiformes; Poeciliidae. The transcript is spliced from 2 exons. The record is from RefSeq and is a predicted model, not a curated record. The coding region runs from base 1234 to 2520 and encodes 428 amino acids.